AUGCCACCUAAAGAGUUGAGAUCUUUAAUUCAGCAGGUAGCUGACUCUUUACCAGAUACGAUCAUAUACGAUGGCGGUCACGCCAUAUACUCUGAAGAUCCGUUACCUGGUGUCACAACGGACCCCGUAGAAAGAGAGAUUGAGAUCAAGGAGCCGUUUGGUCGGGACCGCCUUCUUCUGAAGUACCGGAUUAUGGAAGUGCAGAAGGUAUCUAGUUCCGACAUCAGCCAUUUCAUAACGAAUCCGAAAGCGACCUCUAUGAACAUGCCUCAGGAAUGUAUCAGAUUGUUAGACUGCAUCUUGAAGACGGUGUCAAAGCAGUCGUUUGUAUCCCUUGGACGCUCAGCCCUAUUUCAGCAAACACCAAUUAAAGUGGUUAUGGAUAAGCUUUUUACUAUUCAUAAGGGUUUCAUCAGUAGUGUGCGACCCCAGUGGAAAGUUCGUGUCAACUUGGAUAUGACGUGCAAGGCCUACUUUGUAUCCGGGAAUCUAGCGGACGUCAUGUAUUCGAAGUAUGGAGACGAUAUGGUUAGAUGUAGCACUCAAAUGGCAUACGACUUGA
Messenger RNA from Trichobilharzia regenti, 562 nucleotides. Lineage: Eukaryota; Metazoa; Platyhelminthes; Trematoda; Strigeidida; Schistosomatidae. The record is from the annotation of a GenBank genome assembly.